UCGCUGCACGAGUUAUGAAGCGGGGCUCUGUCCUACAUACCCGUUUAACCACCCCGUAUAUUGAUUCUAUUGCUGUUUCGAUUGAGGAAAAUAUACAAAGGCAUACAAGCGACUCGGGGAACGCAAACAAUCACCCGUGUAGUUAUUCAACGCUAUUCACGUUAACGGUAGCGGGCUUCACAUUCGUGACACACUGUUCAGUGGGUUGGGUGUGACGGUAUGCAGUCUUGCUGGAUGUACAACCCGUGCUAAAACAACGCCUUUCAAGGAACAAGCUGAUAUAGACAAUCGAUUCUGAGAGACGUCACUUCAAAGUCAGAGAUGACGUCCCUACACCAUAACCUAAUUGUGACCGGAUUAUGUCUGAUCAUCGGCCUUCAACUCACUUAUCAACAGACCGUCUUUCAGCAACAAUUGCAGGACGUAAACUUUGAACCAGGAAGAUUUGGUAACAUGGAGGUUACAGUCAUUCCCGGGAUACCAGAUGCCGGACAAUGGUUUAAGGAUGGCGUACAACUAUUUGACAUACCCGGCAAACUACAGAUUAGUUCCACUGGACAGUUACGUCAGCUGGUCAUCUUUAGCCUUAUUAUGUCUGACACUGGACGAUAUACCUUUACAGUGAAUGGACAGUCCACGUCAGCAUAUCUCACAGUAGGAGAUGUUGUGGUGGGAGUGUGGGGGGAGUGGACACAGUGGAUCGGUCCCCCCUGUCCGGUCACGUGUGGUCCUACAGCCAUGCACAAUGCUAGUAGAAGCAGGACCUGCUCCUUUGCCAAUUCCUGUUCUGGAGUAGGAAGCCAGAGUGCAUUCCGAUCGUGUGGACCUGCAUGUGGUCCUGUUAACGGGAACUGGGGAACAUGGUCCCAAUGGAGUGUUCCCUCCUGCCCUGCCACGUGUGGUCCUACAGCGAGACGCGACAUCACUAGAUCCAGGAAUUGUGACAACCCAGCUCCCAUAGAUGGCGGCGCCCCUUGCUCCGGGCAACGGGAGCAGAGUCAAAACGAAGCGUGUGCGCCAGCAACGUGUGCACCGAGUGUCUUUAGUAUGGGUCUCAGAAGCGUGAGUCUAGGCAUUGGUGAGCAGAUUUUAUUCGAAGUGAAGUUUACUCAGGCCCCGGCUCCAGGAAUCAUAGGCACAUGGAGGAAAAAUGGUGUGGUCAUUGAGGAUGGUGGCAAAAUUGUGAUCGCUUCUGCUGGCAAUAGUCAGUAUCUGUAUAUAACGCCCCUCGACGCCGUUGACUCUGGCCGGUACUCCUACACGUACAAUGGAGAGACGACCGAAGCACAGCUGACAGUUGGCUCAGGUCCAGUUGACGGGAACUGGGGUACAUGGUCACAGUGGAGCGGCCCCCCUUGUCCCGCCACGUGUGGUCCUACAGCAAGACGCAACGUUGAAAGAAUCAGGUCGUGUAACAACCCAGCUCCCAGUAGUGGUGGCGCUUCCUGUCCUGGAGAAAACCGCCAAAGUGAAGUCCAAGAUUGUGCGCCUGCUGUCUGUGUUACAACAUGGAAUAACUGGGGCCAAUGGAUCGAUCCCGGAUGUCCAAGGACAUGUGGAGUUGGUGUGACACGAACUGUCACUCGAAGUAGGACCUGCAAUCAGCAGCCAGGUCAACCCUUCUGUUCUGGUACUAGUGAGGGCUCCGAGGUUAGGGCGUGCAGCCUUCCUUUGUGCCCAGUUUCAACAUGGAAUAACUGGGGCCAGUGGAUCGAUCCCGGAUGUCCAAGGACAUGUGGUGUUGGCGUGACACGAACUGCCACUCGAAGGAGGACCUGCAGCCAACAGCCAGGUCAACCCUUCUGUUCUGGUCCUACUGAGGAGUCCGAGGCUAGGACGUGCAACCUUCCUUUGUGUCAAGUAUCAACUUGGAAUAACUGGGGCCAAUGGAUCGAUCCCGGAUGUCCAAGAACAUGUGGUGUUGGUGUGACACGAACUGCCACUCGAAGGAGGACCUGCAACCAACAGCCAGGUCAACCCUUCUGUUCUGGUCCUAGCGAUGAGUCCGAGGUUAGGGCGUGCAUCCUUCCUUUGUGCCCUGUAAAUGGGAACUGGGGUGAAUGGACACAGUGGAGUGGACCUCCAUGUUCUGUCACGUGCGGACCUACAGCCACACGCACCAUCACCAGAUCCAGGUCCUGUAACAACCCACCUCCCAACAAUGGUGGUGCAUUCUGUCCAGGCCAAGGCACAGUCAAUAAUGAAUUAUCGUGUGGACCUUCCAUCUGUGACUCGGUGACUUCAACAUGGAAUAACUGGGGCCAGUGGAUCGAUCCCGGAUGUCCAAGAUCAUGUGGUGCUGGUGAUACACGAAUUGCUAUCCGAAGGAGGACCUGCAACCAGCAGCCAGGUCAACCGUUCUGUUCUGGCUCUAAUGAGGUUUCCGAGAUUAGGGUGUGCGAACUUCCUUUGUGCCCUGUAAACGGGAACUGGGGUGAAUGGACACAGUGGAGUGGACCUCCAUGUUCUGUCACAUGCGGACCUACAGCCAUUCGCACCAUCACCAGAUCCAGGCUCUGUAAUAACCCACCUCCCAGCAAUGGUGGUGCUUCCUGUCCAGGCCAAGGCACAGUAACCAAUGAGCUCUCGUGUGGACCGUCAAUUUGUGAACAAUCAUCAUGGAAUAACUGGGGCCAAUGGAUCGAUCCCGGAUGUCCAAGAACAUGUGGUGUUGGUGUGACACGAACUGCCACUCGAAGGAGGACCUGCAACCAACAGCCAGGCCAACCGUUCUGUUCUGGUUUUACUGAGGAGUCCGAGGUUAGGGCGUGCAGCCUCCCUUUGUGCCCAGUUUCAACAUGGAAUAACUGGGGCCAAUGGAUCGAUCCCGGAUGUCCAAGGACAUGUGGUGCUGGUGUGACACGAACUGCCACUCGAAGAAGGACCUGCAACCAGCAGCCAGGUCAACCCUUCUGUUCUGGUCCUACUGAGGAGUCCGAGGUUAGGGCAUGCAGCCUUCCUUUGUGCCCAGUUUCAACAUGGAAUAACUGGGGCCAAUGGAUCGAUCCCGGAUGUCCAAGGACAUGUGGUGUUGGUGUGACACGAACUGCCACUCGAAGGAGGACCUGCAACCAGCAGCCAGGUCAACCCUUCUGUUCUGGUCCUAGCGAGGACUCCGAGGUUAGGGCAUGCAGCCUUCCUUUGUGCCCAGUAAAUGGGAACUGGGGUGAAUGGACACAGUGGAGUGGACCUCCAUGUUCUGUCACAUGCGGACCUACAGCCAUUCGCACCAUCACCAGAUCCAGGUCCUGUAAUAACCCACCUCCCAGCAAUGGUGGUGCUUCCUGUCCAGGCCAAGGCACAGUCAAUAAUGAGUUAUCGUGUGGACCUUCCAUCUGUGAUUCGGUGACUUCAACAUGGAAUAACUGGGGCCAAUGGAUCGAUCCCGGAUGUCCAAGGACAUGUGGUGUUGGUGUGACACGAACUGCCACUCGAAGGAGGACCUGCAACCAGCAGCCAGGUCAACCGUUCUGUUCUGGUUCUAACGAGGUUUCCGAAGUUAGGGCGUGCGAGCUUCCAUUGUGCCCAGUUAAUGGAAACUGGGGUCAAUGGACACAGUGGAGUGCGCCUCAAUGCUCUGCCACAUGCGGACCUACAGCCAUAACGACCAUCACCAGGUCCAGGCUCUGUAAUAACCCACCUCCCAGUAAUGGUGGCGCAUCAUGUUCGGGCCUUGGCAGAGUGACCAAUGAAUUUUCGUGUGGACCCUCCAUAUGUGUACAAUCAACCUGGAACAACUGGGGCCAAUGGAUCGAUCCCGGAUGUUCAAGAACAUGUGGUGCUGGUGUGACACGAACUGCCACUCGAAGUAGGACCUGCAACCAGCAGCCAGGUCAACCCUUCUGUUCUGGUUCUACCGAGGACUCCGAGGUUAGGACGUGCAACCUUCCUUUGUGCGCAGUAAACGGGAACUGGGGCGAGUGGUCACAGUGGAGUGGUCUCCCCUGUUCUGUCACGUGUGGUCCAACAGCCAGACGCAACAUCUCGAGAUCCAGGUCUUGUAAUAACCCACCUCCCAGCAGUGGUGGAGUGUUCUGUUCUGGUCAAGGCUCAAUGACUGAAAGCAUAUCCUGUGGACCGUCAUUUUGUGCAAAUGUUACAAUCAAUGGCGGCUACAGUCAGUGGAGCACGUGGAGCACUGGUCAGUGUUCAGUGCCAUGUGGAGACGGGGUGAAGACCGACACACGGACACGCUCGUGUACUGAACCUACACCGCAGAACGGGGGUCUGCCUUGUUCAGGACCGUCCGCUGAGAACCGAACAGCACCAUGCAAUGUGGCUUGUCAAGUGUCUCAAUGGAGCAGCUGGACUGGACCUCUUUGCCCGGCUACCUGUGGUCGCCACGUCAGAGUCGUUCAGGAACGUUCUAGAACGUGCACUGUUCUGAAUCCCAGUGGUAGCGACAACACAUGUGGAAUUUCCCGCCUCGAGAGAAGGAACUUCACCUGCAUCGACGUGUUGUGUCCAGUUGAUGGCGGGUUCUCUCCGUGGAGCGUGUGGGUGACCUACAACUACUGUACGGGCACGUGUGAGGCCGAGGUGAAGACGUUAAUCCGCACCCGUAGCUGCAACAACCCCACCCCAGCCUUCAACGGGGGGCCCUGUCGGGGUGACACUCUCCAGACGAAGCAGGAAGUGUGCGUGGCAAGUCCUGACUGCACAGGGUCGGGCAUAAACGGGAACUGGACAGAGUGGACAGAGUGGCGUGGCCCCUCUUGUCCUGCCACAUGCGGUCCCAUGGCUAGACACACCUUGGCCAGGGAUCGGUACUGUACUAACCCACCUCCCAGCGAUGGUGGAGCUCCGUGUAUUGGUGACAGCACUCAAAACCAAACCCGAGACUGUGGAGUAGCAGCUGUGUGUGAACGCCCAGUUGUGUGGGCCGACUGGGGACGCUGGGUGGACCCAGGUUGCCCGGUGACCUGUGGUGUGGGGUGACAAGAACGUCCCAAAGAACCAGAACCUGCAACCAGCAGCCAGGGCAACCCACCUGCCCUGGAAACAACACGCAGGGUCAAGUGUUUGCCUGUGACCUUCCGGUCUGCCAAGUGAUCUACCGCAACUGGGGUGAGUGGUCGCUGUGGUCCAACCCUCCAUGCUCCGCCACGUGCGGUCCGUCAGCCAGACACACCGUCGAGAGGACGAGAACCUGCAUAGGUGGGACGGGCUGCCCAGGCGAAGGGAAACAAUCUGAGAACAGAUCCUGCGGAAACAGAUGUCCGACAACUGGUGCUCCCAAGACAACUGGAACGAUUGUACUGGUGAUGAUCGGAGCUGCAAUAAGCCUGUGUCUGAUGUAACAUCUGCAUCAAGAUGAUGAACAAGAGGAUGGGGGGAUGAAGAUGAGGAUGAAGAUGAGACUAAAGGGACACACGUGACCCUCCUCUUAAAGAGAUUACAGACCGAUUUCCCAGUCGCUUGUACACCGCCAUCUAGAACUCAACAGUAGAUAUAUUGUGUUUCGACCUUGUUUCCUACAUUGCAGGUGUCGUUUCAAAAUGGCGGGUAUUGUGAUUGGCGAACCAUGUGAUAUUCAGGGUGGGGGAACUGGGAUGUAGCAGUGCCUGUAUAUAUUAGUAUAUGGCAUAACUGAGUAUAUAUUUAUAAUUAAUACGGCGUAUCGUCCCUGCCCCUAAAGAUUUCGUAGUAAUAAUAAAACGGAUACUACAACAUUAACAGACAAGAGCACGAACCUGUAUCUCAACCACAGUUAACCACUGCAACUUUAUUUUCACAUUCAUUUCUGCACAAUUUAGGCUCUUCCAUUCACUUUGUCAAAUAUGAUAUACUCUUAUCAAAAAGUUUGAAGUGUGUAUUCAGAAAAUAUGUUAUUUUCUACAACUUUUUUAUAAGGACACGUUCAUGUCCUGAUGACGUCAAAUUGACUAGUUCACGGGUGAUCGGUUUCGAUCAGCAGGUGAUAAUAGUGUUGUGUGCGAAAUGAUGAUGCUCUCUGAGUAAUGACGUAAUUAGGUAAUGGGAGCAAGAUUGACUUACAUCAGAAGGUUGGUGUUAGCAGACAUGUCGUGUAUGCUAGGAACACCAUCUCAGCAUUUAUCAUGUAAUGAUGUACACCAGGUUUAAAAGAAUGGUACUGUCUGUGUUCAUUCUUUGGCAACCUCUUUAUCCCAAGAGCUGACACAUCCGUAAACCAAAGUCAUGUUACUGCUCACGUGUUUCUAGUGAUCUCAAAAUAUUGAAAUGUUAUCGACCAAUCAAACAAUGAGAUAUGGUAAAGGAAAACAGUAAGAGAAGACAACUCGCCGUCAGUUUUAAUGCACGUAAAGAAAACAAUUCCAGCAAGAUUAUAAAAAUAGGUUUGAAGGCUCUUUUUCACGUGGUAGUCACUUUUUCGAUGUAUAAUUUCUCGAACACUCUACUAUCUUAAAUAUCACACCCACCACUGAGGCUUAUUUGUAACUCACAUUCUGAUUGGUCCGUUAGACUGGCCAGGGUAGCAAAUCAAACUGGCUAAUUGAAAUUACGGGCGGUGAAUUUAAGAUCGUGAGAACCACGAGGAUAGAUUCAGGGGAAAGAGUAGGUUCACAGUUAUGCGAGCCCAUCUCAUCUCCGCGGUCGGUUAUUUGAAAUGAAUGAAUUUAUGCUACGAUUUUCAAAUCAAAUAUCAAACUGAUAAGAAUGAGCCGUUAUGUCCAAUCUUUAUGGGCGUUCGAUGUCAGAAAUCAUUGAAUGAAAGACCGCAAUGAAAGAUUAAAAGGCAACAUGAUAUUAAUUUUCACUGCCGGGAAAUUUCACCUUUUGGCUGUUGCAUUGUACUUGUGCACAAGGGUUUAUUUAUACAUUGUUUACUUGUGUGUAUAUGGUCAAUAUAUUUAUAUAUUAUUUUUUGUGUCACUAGAAUGCGUUAAUGAUUACUAAUACUCCAUCAAGGUGUGAAUGAGUGAGUUUGGUUUAGCGCCGCUUUGAACAGUUACAUCACGGCGUGUCUGGUUAAAGUGGGAGAAAAUCCCGAAGGGAUACAGGUCUGAGACUUUUACCACUUUGAUGAAACCGAAUGAGACUGACAAGCCAGGAAACGUAACCCAGUAUUCUGGGAUCCUAACUAGGAUUCUAACCCACAUGCAUCGGUUUCUUGCGUGCAACGGGAUGCAACUCUGUACAUUGUCAAUCGGCGUUACAGCUCAUGUAAUAGAUAUGUAUGUAGAGUACAGUAGGAGAUGGGUCUGGAAGCGUAAACAUGCAGUUGUAUUUACUAUAUAAUACAUCGUUAGUAUAAUUUACCUUUGUGUAUCCAAUUGGUGCUUUGUGUUUUGUGUGUGAGAGUGCGCGCGCGUGUGUGCGUUGGAUGCGUGAGGGUGUGUAGUAAAGAACCUAUACAUGAUUGUAUGAAGUUCAACCAAUGUGUGAAUAAACUAGUGUGUUUUUAGUAAGUAGCUCAUCGUAUAAAAUGGAUUGUGCCAUAAUACUCUUGGUUAAAUAUUGAUAUUUACAGCAUUCAGAUCUUCCAUUAAUCGCAGUACAAGCUUCCCAUGUAUUGCUACAUAUGUACGCAUCAAGUCAUCAAUAUAACCAUUGCUACUCCUGCUGAUGAGAAUGUUUGGCUAAUUGGAGUUGUAUCUGCCAUGUACAUACGUACCAUUGUGUGUUAUACCUUUUUACUUUUUCAUAAUAAAGAAUAUGUUUUCA
This is a messenger RNA of Haliotis rubra (blacklip abalone), 7647 nucleotides long. Its product is annotated as SCO-spondin-like. Lineage: Eukaryota; Metazoa; Mollusca; Gastropoda; Lepetellida; Haliotidae. The record is from RefSeq and is a predicted model, not a curated record. The coding region runs from base 322 to 4938 and encodes 1538 amino acids. The transcript has 28 exons.